Sclerotinia trifoliorum is the source of this 2965-nucleotide messenger RNA. NCBI's taxonomy places the organism in Eukaryota, Fungi, Ascomycota, Leotiomycetes, Helotiales, Sclerotiniaceae. The record is from the annotation of a GenBank genome assembly.
CUUCAUUUGUUCAUUAGAGUUGAUUUCCUAUUGUUUCUUCUAUAGAUCUUCAUUGCGAUACGAAUCCUAGAUAUUUUAUAGAAUAAUCUUUAUCUUUUAUUAUCUCUUUCAUACUUUUAUAAGGUUUGUAAAUUCCAACGACCUGCGCUCAAACACCAACCUCCUAACCUUUGUUCAACAUUGAGUACUGACUUGUACGUGCUUCUCAGAUAUAGACAGACACAAUGGCACCAGCGGUACAAGAUCCUGAUACUUAUGUGCAGACCGUCCGAGCAUCUCCUCCCCCUGGUUCACCAUACUCCCUUCCAGUACCAGGUAGUGCGCGUGAAGGUCGCAGUGCUGUUUACAGACAUUAUCAGUUCGUAGACAAGCCAUUAUUACAAACAGUCGAUCAAGACUGUUUGACUAGCCAUGAUUUCUUUGAAAAGGCCGCCAAAAAGAGACCAAAUGCGAGAUGUUUGGGUUAUAGACCUUGGGAUCCGGCAACAAAGACUCACGGCAAUUAUGAAUGGAUCUCAUAUGCGGAGACGGCACAGCGCAGAAAGAACUUUGGUGUGGGAUUGGUAGAACUUCAUAAGCGGGCGGGAGUUACAGAUGAAAGGUAUGGUGUGGGACUUUGGUGUCAAAAUCGACCGGAAUGGCAAAUUGUUGGUAAGAAGCCUAGAUUUAUAGCUACGUGCGUUGCAGGGUGGAAAUUGACAUGAGUUAUAGAUUUGGGAGCAAUGUCACAAUCUCUCUUCACGGUCUCUAUUUACGAUACCCUUGGACCGGAUACGACAGAAUAUAUCAUCAAUCAUGCUACGCUUGCUUGUGUUGUUACGAGUUUACCGCACAUUCCAACCCUGUUGAAAUUGGCACCAAGGAUACCUACAUUGAAGCUUAUCAUUUCUGUUGAUCCUUUGGAUGAUGGAGAAAGGCCUGGAAACAGCAAAGGCGCAAUAUUGAAUGCUCUUGCGGCUGAAGCUGGAAUCGCUAUCCAUUAUAUUGGAGAUGUUGAGGCGAUCGGAGCUGCAUCUCCAAAUUCCCCAAUGAACCCACCUCGACCGGAAGACAUUAUCACUAUCAACUAUACCUCUGGAACGACCGGUAACCCUAAGGGUGUGGUCCUUACCCAUUCAAACGCUGUUGCAGCAACUUCCAUCACAAGAAUUGUAUCUGACCCAAAGCCGAACGAUGUUAUUUGUUCAUACCUUCCAUUAGCACAUAUUUACCAACGACUUGCCGAACACGGCUCUCUCGCUGUAGGAUCUGCUAUUGGAUAUUUCCGUGGUGAUAUCAUCGGACUCGUCGACGACCUGAAACUCCUUCGCCCAACAGCCUUUAAUUCCGUUCCCCGACUCUACAAUCGAUUUGGAUCCGCCAUUAGAGCAGCUGCUAUCGAUGCCCCAGGUCUUAAGGGUUCAAUUGGUCGUCACAUUAUCAAUACCAAGCUUGCAUCAAUGAAACUCCCACCUGGACAAGCUACCAACAAACAUGCACUUUAUGAUCGUGUCUGGACUCCUAAAUUAGCCAGCGCUUUCGGUCUUCAGAGAACUCGUGGCAUGGUAAGUGGAAGUGCUCCAAUUGACCCAGGUCUUCAUCAAUUCCUCCGUGCUGCAUUUGGAAACAGGUUCAUUCAGGGUUAUGGCCUUACAGAAACCUAUGCACAUGGUAUCGUUCAAUAUGACGAUGAUUACUCAACCGGUAACUGUGGAGGUGUCAGCGCUUCCAGUAAGUUUUCUCCUUAGCUCCUCCUCAAUCCAGACCCAACUAACCAUUCUUCCUCGUAGUGGAAGUAUGCUUCGAAUCCGUCCCCGACAUGGAGUACCUCGUAACUGACAGCCCCAACCCCCGCGGUGAAAUCCUUAUUCGAGGCACAGCCCGUUUCCGCGAAUACUACCGCAACGAAGAGGAAACCUCCAAAGCCAUUACCGCAGACGGUUGGUUCCACACAGGUGACAUCGGCGAAAUUGACAGCAUGGGCCGUGUAAAGAUCAUUGAUCGUCGCAAGAACGUCCUUAAACUCGCACAAGGCGAAUACAUUUCCCCGGAGCGCAUCGAGAACGUGUACCUAGCCAAUUGUUCACUCUUAUCUCAAGCAUAUGUCCACGGUGACUCUACGCAAGCAUUCCUAGUUGCAAUAUUCGGAGUUGACCCCGUUGCUUUUGCGCCGUGGGUAAGCAAGAUUCUCGGGAGAGAAAUCAAGAGUGAUGAUAUUGAAGGGAUUAAGGAAGCGGGUAAUGACAAGAGGGUUCGAAUGCAACUUGUCAAAGUGUUGGAUGCAGUGGGGAAGAAGAGCAAGUUUAAUAGUUAUGAGAAGGUUAAGAAUGUUCUUGUGGAUGUGGAACCUUUUACGAUUGAAAACGAGCUUUUGACUCCUACGUAAGUUUUUCCGUUUCCUUUCCUUCUUCUUACUACGAAACACUUCAUAUUAAAGAAGCUGGCCUGGUUGCAUAUAACACACAGAGCCUAGUAUAAGUAUAAUAUUACAGUAACUAACGAAACUCACACCCACAGACUCAAACUCAAACGCCCGCAAACGGCAAAGAAAUUCAGAGAACAUAUCGAUCGCAUGUACGAGGAAGCUUUGGCGGAUGAGAAACCCAUGGCGAAACUGUAAGGGAAAGUAUCGAUCGCAUUCUUGUUUACUACCUAGUGAGAGGAAGAGGAGAGGGCAGUGGGGAGCAGAAGCGAGUGAGCGAAUGCUUUUUUUGUAGGGGAGAUAGCGAAGAGGAGAAGAAACAAAAGAAACGAUAGAAAAAAGAAAAGAUGGAGAAAGAUGGGGACAGAGAGAGAGCACACCGGAUACUGGUGCGUUGGUUGUAAAGUGUGGAUUGUAAAGUAAAGUAGAGUAAAUACCUAGGCAGGUAGGGAGGGAGGAAUUGGGAUGGCGAUAGUGUGGGAAUUGAGAGGAGGAAGAUGAAUGUAUUGUGACAGAUGCAUUUUAAUCUACUUUUUUACUUAUAAGAUACAAGUUAUAUGGAGU